AUGCGUGAGUUCUUUUUCGUGUGGCUCGAUCUGGAACUGCCACCUAGCACUCCCACUCAGGAGCUUCAAAAUGAGCCCUGGUAUCACGGUUCACUUCCACUCGAGGAUAUUGCGGCUCUCGUUGCGGACCAAGGAGAUUUUCUGAUACGAGAACUCGAACCUGAAGAAGGAAGAGGUCCAAUGCCAUGUUUAACCGUUCGUCUCAAGGGACAGUUGAGAGACUACCCAAUUCAUACAGUCCAGUUAGCGGAUGCUUUAGCAUUCACUAUUGAUGGUACAAACAAAGGAAGAACAGUUGUUGGCCUUAUUCAAAAACACUAUGAACAGAAAGUACCGCUACCGGAUGAGGCAUUACUAGUGAAACCUAUACCAAAACAACCUUGGGAAUUAACAAAGGACAAAAUCCAAUUACUUUCGAAACUUGGGGAAGGUGCAUUCGGAGAAGUAUGGCGGGGAACAUUUCGGAAAUCAGCAACACAAUCAAUACCAGCAGCAAUUAAAGUGUCAAUGAGAACACUUUGA
Molecule: messenger RNA, 522 nt
Organism: Cooperia oncophora
Lineage: Eukaryota; Metazoa; Nematoda; Chromadorea; Rhabditida; Trichostrongylidae
Source: the annotation of a GenBank genome assembly